Molecule: messenger RNA, 1104 nt
Organism: Penicillium oxalicum
Lineage: Eukaryota; Fungi; Ascomycota; Eurotiomycetes; Eurotiales; Aspergillaceae
Exons: 2
Coding region: 1-1104 (367 amino acids)
Source: RefSeq, a predicted model, not a curated record
AUGAGAUCCCUCUCCAACAACCCGAUGGCGGACCGUGCCUCUCUGAGGCUUAAAUACGCAAAGGCUGCCUCGGAUCUCCUCAAGGCACUCAGCUCUGACCCAAAGCUCACGUACUCAAGCAAUGACCUCACGAAACUCCGAGUUAGUCUUGGAUCCUUCAAUCCUGUGGAUCGAAAUUUUAUCACGUCCAACUUUUGCCUCUUCAAACCGAUGUCUUCUGAGCAGGUCAUGGAAUACUCGCUCGAUGUGUCGCAACAACCUGAAGGCACUCGCAACUUAUGCAAUAACUAUGACGAGAUGUACCAACAUCCCACAGGUGUGACAGGCCGUCAUCUUUCGGGCACUAUGAGUGACAACGCAGAAACCACCUUCCUUUACCUGAAUAGACACGUUGAAAGCUCAUACAAAAAGACAAUGCACUGGCCCGAAUCUCUUGCUGAAGCCUCAAAUUGGAACCAAAUCAGGGACGGCAACCCAUUCUCAGAUCUUCCAUGGGGGCUACUCGGGGGCUAUUCCUUGACUAGCCAGAUCCCAUCUUGGGAUGUGCGGGCUGAUUACGAAUGGCAAUAUGACUACCGUGACCCAGGAACGAUUUACCCGCACAUGAUGCUCGUCAUGAAAACCGGUGCAGUUGCUAUCGAAGGUGAACUGCUUUUUUGCGAGCUAGGAUGUAUCACCCAGGUGAUUCAAAAUCGUUUGCAACAAAAUGAAUUCGAAAAGACCUCGCUUUUCCCGGUGUUGAUCAUCUCGCUGUUCGGACCACGCCACGGACGUCUCAUUCAGGCUAGAUUCAACAAGUCUGGUGUAUUGAAGGUCAGGGCCUCGCCUAUCUACAGCUUCGUGCGCAAGGACGAGGCACCUUGGAAUCUUUUUCUACGCUAUUACGCCUGUGAGCCUCGCGAUGGACCAGAGAUCGAAUUUGGUGACGAUGAGGGGGAUAUUGUAUCCCCGGAGACGCUCGAGUAUGUUCCCCCUCUGAAUGGUGCCAGCAAGAAUACAAACGCACCUGUUCAGGCCCCCAAAGGCGCCCUCAAUCUACUGGAAUCUGAGAAGGAAAAUGCUUGGCCUGUGGAAGACGAGACCUCAUCAUGCCAUGAUCUUUGA